ACCUGCCAAUCGAUUGUCAGAUAAACCCAAAGAAUGAGUAGCGUGGACAGCCAGACAACAGUUCCUCAUCGUCCUGACUACGUGGAUGCCAGGUCGGCCGAGUUGCGAGUCCGCACCGAGCGUGCGGGUGCCAUACUUCUACCGGCAAUAGAGAUCUCUAGGGAUGUCCUGGCUACGGCUAUGGCUCGUCAAGACCGCCUUAGGAAGAGGAUGCCUACUAUCGAUGGUUUCAGACCACUGCGAGAUCCCAGAAUCAUCUUCAGACACACGGAUGGAAACCCCACCAUAUCCAUCCGCUCCAGGGAAGCAUGCGAGCUGGCUGUGGAGCCCACCAUAUGGCAGAGUGAUUCUUGCUUGUCCUCCUCCACCACCUCAUUCGAACUCCCUGCCGCCGCCGCAUCGCAAAGCCACGAUGAGGUCAAAUGUACCCUCAAGAUGGGCACCAUUGAGUGCAACCUUCAUUACAUCCCAGCCUCUGAUGGGGUGGUGCUUGUCAACAUGGGUGAAGAGCCUCUGUCGGUGGUGGCUCUCCCUCCCAUGGAGAAUGGCAUCCAACAUCAGGUCCACCCCUGGGCCAUGAUGAUUAUCGACUCAGCUUGCUGGCGGAUCUCUGAUCCAACGAGCUCCGUCGAGCUACAGGUCCUGCCCCGCCCCUAUCAUCCCUCCGUUGUCGAAGACGAGAUUGAUGAGGAUGAGGAUGAGGAUGGACAGUCGGCGGAGCUUGCACUAGGAUCUAAAAAGAGAUCCACCGAUGAUGUGCAGCAAUCGUCCAAGAGGGUUAGGGGGCUCUCUGGAGCGUUCCCUUCCGGUUCACAGGCAGUGGGCACUGUGUUGGAACACCUACCUGCCCUGGCCCCCCACCACACCACACCGGGGCGCAUGCGGCCAAGCAACAGUCUCCAAUGGGAGGAGCAGCAGCAGCAGCAGCAGCAUCACCACAAUCACCACCAACCGGCAAUCCAGGAGAUUGUCAACAAAUUCACGGACAGACGAGAAAGCAGCCAUUCUGGGAGCGCUCAGCCCCUCUCCUUCCCUAACAAUGGUAAUGGCAGCGUUAGAAGUAGCUGCAGCGGCGGCAGCGGCACGCUCGGGUCUUCCAGCGUUGUGGCCUUCAAGAUGCCUAUUUUUCGCCCUAUAAGAUCGGCAUCAUCUAAAGACACAGCCAACUAUGGUAACGCCAUUGGGGCAUGGUCGGCUGGAUUCGCCGCACACCGAAACCUAGAGCACAACCACUUUGCUAGUAUUCGAGGAUCCGACGCCCACACGAUGGCUCUCCACCUUGCGUAUAAGCCACACAAGGACCUUGCCAAUGCCCGCUGGUGCGCCCAGGCUGGACAGGCCGGACAGAGAGAGCAGCGCGGAUACUUUCUUGGCAGUGUCAGGGAUGCCAUCUGCAUCUUAACCCAUAUCUCCAGCGCGGUCGCCUUCCUAGCCGAGCAGGGCAUCGCGCACAACGAUAUCAAGCCGGCCAACAUUCUCUAUACCGACAUCUCCUGGCCCGCUGUUGGGCCCUACCAGGCUGCAGAGGGCGGCGCCAUGCUGGUGGACUUUGGUCUCGCAGGUCACAGCGGCCUUGCCAACAGCGAGGGUUCGCCCUGGUAUAUCGCGCCAGAGUACUUGGAACAAGGUCGUCGCGGCACACCAUGCGACGUCUUCGCCCUCGGAGUCGUCAUGUUGUACCUGAUGCGGCGUUGCGUUCUGCCCGAGACCUGGUACCGCGUCCACAACGAGCACCGUGAGUGGCUCAUCAAGGAUGUCCACCAUGCCAGAGACUCCGCCAGCCGGGACGCCAUGACAAGCUGGCUCAGCGAGGUGGGCAGGAUGCGUGACAAGCUCGAGUUCUCGGACACCUUGUACACGAGCAGCGAAGAAGCUGAGUUGGGCUCGCUGGUACACAGUAUGCUUCUGCCCCUGGCUGACCGUAUCACCGUCGAAGAGCUGGCAGAGGCCACGAAGGACUGGGAUCUGGAACUGGACCUGGACAUGGAUCUCGAUCUGGACCUUGACUUGGGCAUGGAUCUGGGUCUGAAUGGUUGAUUUGCGUGCCUGCUGUUCUCUGUGUGCGGGAAUCUUCAUGUGAGAGAGACGUAAAUGAGGAGGGACCGAUUUUAUCCUUCAAAAGCCUUCGUUUGGCUUUUGGAAAAACAGUGUCCUCCUAUCCUUGCAUCGCCUUGCUUACUUAUUGCUGGAAAUGGUGUCACGAAUCAGGAUGAAAGCGUUGUCACGAUUUUCACAUUCUCUUGACUAUUCUCCUGGGGCCUACUAAAAUAGAUGAUUCAGAUCACCUCGAAAAAAAGACCGAGGGACGAAGAUCAGAAGAGAUAGGAGGGUACUGAGUACGACAACAGGGGGCAGAGGUUGAACUCAAGAUCAAGUUACUUGUUG
Messenger RNA from Cryphonectria parasitica EP155, 2385 nucleotides. RefSeq lists its product as uncharacterized. Gene Ontology annotation, cellular component: nucleus; cytoplasm. The transcript is spliced from 2 exons. The record is from RefSeq and is a predicted model, not a curated record. Lineage: Eukaryota; Fungi; Ascomycota; Sordariomycetes; Diaporthales; Cryphonectriaceae. Gene Ontology annotation, biological process: intracellular signal transduction; protein autophosphorylation; peptidyl-serine phosphorylation. Gene Ontology annotation, molecular function: ATP binding; calmodulin binding; calcium-dependent protein serine/threonine kinase activity. Bases 34 to 2037 code for a protein of 667 amino acids.